Mycena citricolor is the source of this 3069-nucleotide messenger RNA. Lineage: Eukaryota; Fungi; Basidiomycota; Agaricomycetes; Agaricales; Mycenaceae. The record is from the annotation of a GenBank genome assembly.
AUGAGUACUGCUCUAUUCUUUCCGGCUGUGCCCCAGGACUUUGCCAAUCCCCUUGUUCGGAAAGAUCUUACCCUGUAUCCGGAAAUCACCAACACAGUGGCGGAAGUGUGGCAGGCAGAGAAAUACCUCAAAGAGAUUGACAUAGAUGGUCUCUCCCCCAUGUGGGCCAACUGGGCGCAGGCUCCAAAUAAUCAUUUCUAUGUGAAAGAAAUUGCCCAGCGUCGAGAUGGGGAUUAUGUGCUUGCCCUCAAAUGGGUUAUUUAUCAACAGCAAGUUCACGUUGAGGCUUAUUGGAUCUCUCAAGAGCAACCGUCUGGUAUUUUUGCCCUGGAGGAUCAUGAGACCAUUCGAUUCCCUGCAACAGAUUUAGCAAAAAAUUAUCUCGAGAUUUCAUGUUCUGUUCAUGUUCAAUUUUUUGGUGAUACAUCUCCUGGUCCCAAGCAUCCAAUCGCAGGGGGAAGGCCCGUCUUCGUAGUGCGAAUCAUCCCAUGGGCAGACGAUGUUUCAGGGAACCGCAGCAAACAGUACAACGCACACCAGAAUGUCUAUUUGGCCAAUGCAAAUCUGCCGUUCAAGAAUCUCAUGCAAGAAUAUAAUAUCCGAUUUUGUUCAACCUCUCCGGAUGCAUCAGCAGUCGAACUGCUCGAGGCUGUGGCAAGAGAUUGCCAGGAUGGGGCGUGGAACAUAGCUUAUGACAGCUUGCUCAAACAGGAGAUCCUCUUUUGGUUAGGCGUUCAUUUCUGGCCUGCCGAUAAUCCGCAACAGGCCAAGAUCACAUCAACUAUGGGCUCCAUUCCGAACGCUUGGUGUAGGCAAGACAAGGGUGGUGGUUCCAAGUCACACCGUGAGUCAAACGAAGGUUAUCAUGCAUUAUAUUCGCCUGGUCCGCCUCGAAUGGCAUCCGAGACUGUCAAUCAAAUCACCAAACAGAUUCAAAUGGCAUGCCGCGGUGUCAUGGCAAAUGUUGAGGCUCUGCAAACUGAGAGUGGUAUCAAAGAUAAGAUCACUCAACAUUGGACCCCAAUCUUGGUCGCUAAAGCAAAGAGCAUUCAGAAAAUUCGAGUUAUCACUCCGGCCACCAGAGAUCAGCGCCUGAGUGAUUUGAAGAUCAAAGGCGAGGCUCGAGAGGUCAUCAAAUCAUCUAUAAUCAUGGAGAUCGAAGAAGAGGUGUUCCGCUGGUUCCUUACACAACCUCCUGACCGAUAUCAACUGUUGUCUGACAAAACUCGUUCUGCUCUUAAAUUGCGUGCGGGCGAUCAUUUCAACGCAGUACUCCAGAUUACUGGUGCCAUUGCUCAACAUGACACACCGCCAGAAAUAUUACACACCAUCCUCCUCGGCAAUGACAAAUACAUCUGGCACAAAACCUCCAAGAAAUGGUCGGAUGACGAAGGAUCUUUGUUUGCUCAUCGCCUACAAGCUGCCAGUGUUGACGGCUUGACCAUCCCGGCGCUCAAAUCCCAUUACAUGAUCAAGUAUAAAAACUCGUUGAUUGGAAAACACUUGAAGUCUCUACAGCAGCUGUCGAUCUUUCAGCUGGAUUCCCAGCUCUGCUCUGGAGAACUUUUUGAUCUAUGGAACGCUGCAGGCCAUCUGGGCGCCUUGCUCUGGUAUCCCGAAAUUCGUGACAUGGAUCAAUACUCGACAACGUGCUGGAUUGCUGGGCCUGUGUUGAUCCCGGCAGAAUCACGUAUAAAUACAAACUCCACGUUCUCACCCAUUUGCCGGAAGCCAUUCGUCGAUUUGGCCCAGCGACGCGUUUUUGCGACCGAGAUCUUUGAAUGCUGGAACGCAAUAUUCCGCUUCUGCAGCAUUCUGUCGAAUCACCAAGCCCCCAGUCGAGAUAUUGCCAACACUUUAGCUGACAUGGAGCGUUUCAAGCACCAAGUUAGCGGCGGUUGGUGGAAGGAUUCUGGUGUCGAAAAUGAUCGGGAUUUUGAUGGAUUGGACAACGAGCCAGCGGCUCAUGCCACCGAAUUCACGGGGAAGAAGUGGACUCGUGCCGGGCCUCAAGUUUUACAAUUCAUGAAGAAGAAUCGGCAGUUACAGCGGCGGCUGGGAUGGACUCAGGAAGUCCACGAGAAACCUGGUUCUUGCAAGCCGGUCUCCAAAAACAAACGCCACCCCGAGCUCUGGACCAUUAUCGUUUGUCAAGUAGUUGUGGAUUUCAACUGUGACUGGGUGUCCGUGAUCGAGCCAGAUGAGACAUCUCCUCGCUUGACAUGGACUGACUGCAAAUACGUGGUUGCAAAAUCAACUGAUUUGUGCUUUGUGGGGCCAUGGAUAUUUUAUUCGGACUCUGAUGAUCCCAAGGCACCGGCGUCAGUUGCCAGAAUUGUACGAAUUCUCACACUGACAACAGAUGUCGGAGCCCGCGAGCCUCGAAUAGCAUUGAUUGUCCAGAUGUUCUUCAUCUCGGGCACCUCGGAUCAAAAGUUCAAGAUGCCGCUUUCGAUUGCUCAGCUUCCCGCUGAGCCUCAUCCGGUCGACUCGGUGGGACGGGAUACCCCAAUUUCCGGCCCCCAGAGCUGCACCAAGAUCAUUUCUGUAUCGGUAAGUUGCCCAAACCAAAUCGAUUGUUUUAUUCUUAUAUUGUGCAUCCAAAAGGGCAUCCUCUUCAAGUUCAACGCUCAGCACGACUGUCAAAAUCUUUUGUGCGCCAUUGAGACUCGACCUGACCCGGAUCAACGGACUGGAAGCCGGAAAGUCCUGGUGCAUAAAGAGACCAGCCGCUUUCUCAUCAACAUGCAUGCCUUGCACAACGUGCAUCUUCUGCGCGAGAUGCUUCCCCGGCAUCUCACCAUGCCGGAGCGUUAUUACACAGAAAUUGAGGCUUGCAUUGCGGCACAGGAUGAAGCCGCCGCUGUGCUUCAGAAGAUAGGCCCGGAAAAGUGCGCACAAGCAACGGCAAGAUCACAAGCAACGAGGGAGAAGAACUCAAGGAAGAGGAAGGGAGGGGAGGUGGCCACUGAAGACACGGAGGGUAUCGGUGGUGUUACCGCUGCAGGCAACAAUGAGUCAAAUAACAGCGCUCAGGCAGCUGUGGCCAUGGAAGGUCUCGCAGAUUAA